Molecule: messenger RNA, 1751 nt
Organism: Tilletiaria anomala UBC 951
Lineage: Eukaryota; Fungi; Basidiomycota; Exobasidiomycetes; Georgefischeriales; Tilletiariaceae
Exons: 4
Coding region: 198-1625 (475 amino acids)
Biological process (GO): regulation of transcription by RNA polymerase II
Molecular function (GO): RNA polymerase II cis-regulatory region sequence-specific DNA binding; DNA-binding transcription factor activity, RNA polymerase II-specific
Source: RefSeq, a predicted model, not a curated record
AUCACGGCACCAUUUUACCAUUCCGUAAGGGCUUCGUGCUUAUGGCCAAUGCUGUUUGAAACGGGACCUUCAACUGCGUUACGACCAACGACCCGCUAUUACAACUAAUCUUCGAAAGGCCAUUCAUGCAUCGACGACGCGGAUGAGGCUGCAGUCUAGUGUCACCGUUCCGGUGAGUUCCUUUUAAAAGCUUUUGCAUGCUUGCUGAUGGCACUCUCCGUGAACAACUCCAUAACCCCUUGCAGAGCCCCGAGGUCUUUUGCGUUGCCAGUCCGUUCGUGACUUGCAAGCGCUCGGCAACUGUUGCACUUUCAAUCUUCACCGCUGAACCCAUCAAGAGAGCAUUGAGGCGGCCGAGACGAAUGCCAGGCGACGCUUUCCCACAGGAAGCACACGGGCUAGGGGGCGCGAGCAGUCUGGAUGAAUCGACAUCGUUGUCACAUGGUGGGAAUUCGGGUGAUGGGCGUCAGAGCGUGUCCGCACGGUGGCAAUCUUACCGAAGACCAUCAGAAGGCUCGGAGUCUUACGGGCGUCAGCAAAAACGGCUACCAGGCAUCGCGUACAUUGAUCAAUUCUUGCCCCAGAAUUUCCUUGAGUCCAGAAGGCGUGGCAUCGCGUCGGAAUCCGGACCGAGGGGAAGAACCGCCUACGGUACAUCGCAGCGGCUACCCUUUUCAACCCAUGCCGAGUCGUUACAUGCGUCGAAAUGGCGAAGCACGAGCCUUGGUCCUCGAAUCGACCAGCCUCUCCCUCCGGGUCCACUGCCGAACGAACAAUCAUUACACCGUCAGGAACAUUCGUCGCUUUUGCCAGCUCCCGUCCACCCGUGGCGAGCGCCGUACGGGCAAACCCACUACAGAGAUGAGUCUCCAGGACCAGGCAACGCCCCUGUCCAUCAGCCUAUGAACCCACAAACUCGGACGCAACUCAGCGCACAAGAUUGGCCUCCCGAGCUCCCCAUGCUUUCUGGUUCGGCGAUUCGGAUAGAACCGCAAUAUCAGCUGGCCCACAGCGCCAGCGGUAGCCGGCAGUUCCAGGGUGCUGCUGCAGAUUCAACUGAUUGGCAAGCCACCUCUUUCUCUGAUUCACCUGGGCCUGCUGAUGAGUACGCUCCCAGCUACUUUGACCGCGUCCUGUACCGACGGCAAAGAAGCAUCAGCCAGUCAGCCUUACCCUCGGACCAGCACGCUGUGCGCCACCACCCGUACUUGAGUCCGACCAUGGCGGCCUCGCACGGUGGAUAUGUCGAUGCCAGUGAGGUACCGUCUCCACAAGUACCUCCGUCAACGAUGCUCGUCGUCAACGGGCCAAAUUCGCCAAACCAGUACCCUUCGCUUGCACCGAGACGGAGGGGCAAGCUGCCGAAAGAAGUGACCGAUACGCUCCGUACAUGGCUGCUGGACCAUGUCGCACGUCCCUACCCGACAGAAGAAGAGAAGCGCCGACUGUGUGAGGCGACGGGUCUGACGAUGAGUCAGAUAUCGAACUGGUUCAUCAAUGCGCGACGGCGGAUCCUAACGCCCGUCGACACGACGAGCGCCGACACGAUUGCUCAAGACACAGCCGUCGGCACUUCCCCAUUGGACCAGUCCGAAUCGCCCAGGGCCAGCAAAAGUAUUGCCUGAGUCUACCUCCAUGCGACGCAACCUUUUUCCCUUUCAACUUGCCGAGAUACAUUGAAGGUGCGCUUUAUACCACCGAACGCUUUCAUCGUCGCCAGUGUAUCUCUUUUGGCAAGCGUGGAAUGCCGC